CCCGUGUAUUCCACUAACGAAAACUCAUUUCUUAUCCUUACAGAUCGAAUCAACAUAAAGAGAAAAGGUGCAUGGCCUUCUGCCUACCUCUCUGUUCAGAACGUGAUUGAUUGUGCUGAUGCAGGAUCCUGUGAAGGUGGAGACCACUCAGGUGUUUGGAGGUAUGCCCAUGACCAUGGCAUUCCAGACGAGACCUGCAACAACUACCAAGCUAAGGAUCAAAAGUGCAAGAAGUUUAAUCAGUGUGGAACUUGCGUCACUUUUGGGGAGUGCCAUGUGAUAAAGAACUACACUCUCUGGAAAGUUGCUGACUAUGGGUCUGUCAGUGGAAGAGAAAAAAUGAUGGCAGAAAUCUAUACUAAUGGACCAAUUAGCUGUGGUAUAAUGGCAACUGAAAAGUUGGAUGCUUACACUGGAGGACUUUAUACAGAGUACAACCCUUCGCCUGUGGUGAAUCACAUUGUAUCUGUGGCUGGCUGGGGUGUAGAAAAUGGAACAGAAUACUGGAUUGUUCGUAACUCAUGGGGUGAACCCUGGGGUGAAAGAGGGUGGCUGAGAAUUGUGACAAGUGCAUAUAAAGGUGGAAGAGGAGCAGAGUACAAUCUUGCUAUUGAAGAGGACUGUGCAUAUGGAGAUGCUGUACUUCCUUGAUUCUACAUUGUACAUCAUCCUGUUUAGGAACUACUUUGUUUGGAAGCUUUGCAAAACAACCUUUCUCCGUUUAAGGAACAGUAGUCUAAAACCCUUUCACAGUUCAACACCAUUAGGCAGUUCUGCAAAAUUAGCCCAGACAGCAACACACAAUGUCUUCAAAGCAAAAUAAAUACAGAACUGCCUUUAGGUAAUUAUUUACAACUUAGAAAGUAAUUUACCUAUGAAAAAGUUGUCUGCCUUGAUGCACACCAUUUAAAUCAUACUGACUUAGUCACAAAAACUGUGUAUGUAAACUUCUGUAUAUUUUUUUAAAUACAAAUUAUAUAGACAUCCUGGGAAGGAAAAGUAUACUCAAUACUUGGGUCUAGAGCUUAUAUUAAAGCUCUCUGACAGUACUGAGCAAGUAUCAUCUCACAAUGAUACAGAUGAAAAAACAAUGAUAAGUAAGUCUGGACAUGAUGUAUUAAAUCCUGGUGUUUCUUUGGCCUCCUGGUAAACAGUGUUGUUGGAAAUCUCAUAUAAUGUGGUUACUUUUAUCCAACCAGAAUGAUAUAACAGGACUUGCUUUGAUCAAAAGAUGAUGUCCAACCACUUAGGUAUUGAAUUAGUCUUUUCUUUGCUCAAAUUCCUUGCUUUACUAUGUGAUCGGCUGUGCCAUUUUUUUUCCUAAAGAGGGAAAGUAUAAAUUGCCACAAGCCAGAACUGCUCACUAAUUUGAAGAAAGGUAGCAAAUUCUCUUCCUCAGAAGUGUGCCAGUUACUAAGUGUUAACUGGCAUUGUUAACUGCAUUUAAUAAAUGGACAUUUUUCUCUUACAUGUGUAUGCUUAUGUUUUCAGUCAUCUUCUGUGGUUGUACCUAACAAGCAGUCUCAUGUGGCAGACUGGGACCAAUAAGGAUUAAUUCUGCCAAGCUGCAACUUACUUACAUUCUAUUGAGAUAUGAACAUGGUAGUGUGACAGUACUGAUCACAGCAUCGUGGGGCUGGAUAAGGCAAGGGCACAUGCGUUCCUUUUAAAAGAGGAGUGAAGAAUCUAUACAGUUGGCUGCUGUCUCAAGAAACUAUGGUAGCUUAGCAUUCCCAUUCACGAAUUACUGACAGAGAACAAAGUGAUUUCCUUUUUAUUUACAUCCCAUUAGACUAAAAAUGUCACUGACUUUUAGAAAGCAGGUUCUUCAGAAAAGAGAUGUGCUUGGAAAAGCACACUGGGCUUGUCUAUACCACUCACUUUUAAAGAAGGCAUAUUUACCUGUACAAAGAGAAAUCCAGCCUAAUGAACAGAAAGUAAGAGGGGUCUUAAUGAAACUUU
Egretta garzetta (little egret) is the source of this 1962-nucleotide messenger RNA. RefSeq names its product cathepsin Z (gene CTSZ). Gene Ontology annotation, molecular function: cysteine-type endopeptidase activity. Gene Ontology annotation, cellular component: lysosome. The record is from RefSeq and is a predicted model, not a curated record. The annotation marks the transcript as partial. The transcript is spliced from 4 exons. NCBI's taxonomy places the organism in Eukaryota, Metazoa, Chordata, Aves, Pelecaniformes, Ardeidae.